AAGAAAUAAGAAAAGUCACCAACUAAUGCUCCAAAGAAAAGAAAAGCGAAAAAGUGUUCUUCCACACCCGAAUGAAAGUCCCAUAGUAUGUCUCGCUCCCUUUGGGUUGAAGCCAUAGUCUCCUCUCCCUGUUUCUUCCCUCCCCAGAGGGAAAUUGGGUAACGCAUAAAUUAUUGAUCGUAGAAGGCUCCUUAGAAAUAUACUAAUGCGGGCCUGCUAUUCUUAACUCUUUUGCUUUUCUGAGUUUGUUCCGUUGUUUUCCUCCUGGUUUCUGGAAUUUCUCAGCAUUUGACCUCAUGCCAUCAGCUAUAGCAGAAGAGAUCUUCCGAAAUUGCUUUCAAAAGAAGUGAAAAUUGGCCACAUAAAUUCUAAAACAAAAAUGGCUGAGCAACCACCAAAGUUAAGCAAGAAAACAUUGAAGGGACAGGAACAAAAGAAACCAUCUUCCAGCAGUCCUAAGGAUAAUCUUCUAUUAAAAAAGCAGCAGAAGAAAAGGCGUAACCCUGUCCGGAUGCCACCAUCUACAGAGUGGUAUUCAGGUUUCAAAUGUUCAAACUCAUGGGUCUGCAAAAAUGCAGCUUGUCGAGCCACCAUUCCAAUCGAUGACACAUUCUGCAAGAGGUGCUCUUGCUGUAUUUGUCACUUGUUUGACGACAAUAAAGAUCCAAGUCUUUGGUUGGAGUGUGGUUUGGAGUCUGGCCAGGGAGAAUCUUGUGGGUUAACAUGCCACAUUGAGUGUGCCAUCCAACGAGGGAAGGCAGGGGUUGUUGAUCUUGGUCAACUAAUGCAGCUAGAUGGGAGCUAUUGCUGUGCUUCUUGCGGUAAAGUUUCUGGAAUUCUAGGGUAUUGGAAGAAACAACUUAGCAUUGCAAAGGAUGCUCGUCGUGUAGACAUCCUCUGUUAUAGAAUACACUUGUGUUACCAGCUCUUUCACGGGACUUGUAGAUUUGGAGAACUACACGAAAUAGUUAAAGAAGCAAAGGCAAAAUUGGAAACAGAGGUGGGCCCUUUGAAUGGAGUUUCAGCAAAGAUGGCCCGGGGGAUUGUUAGCAGACUUUCUGUUGCAGGUGAUUUGCAGUUGCUUUGCUCUCUAGCUAUUGAGAAAGCAGAUGAAUGGCUAACUAUUAAGUCCAGUGGCACCAGCAAUCUUGGAGGCGAUGGCGGGAUCAUGGAAGAACGGAGUGACAGAUUGUUUCUGCUGGCUGCAAUAGAAAAUUGGUUAAAAACAGUGGCUCAUGGCGGCACUAUAUGGUGGAAUUUUGGCCAUCCGCUGUUAAAAGCACUGACAAAACCUAUCUAAGCCUUUUCCCACUAGGCAGGGUCGGCUAUUGCAGGAUAGUGGUGUGUGGGUUAAUUGACACUAUAGAUUGAUGCAACGGACCCCAACUUGUUGGAUUUAUGCUUUAUGAUAUAUUAUUGGAUUGGAACGUGAUUCUCCUGCAUUGUCUAUUUUUUUCCAGAGUGCUCACUGCCAGCAGCAUGCAAAUUCCUUUUCGAGGAGGUGAAAUCAUCUUCAGUCGUGAUUCUCCUAAUAGAGCUAUCUCUUGCAUCAUUGACAGAUGACAUCAAAGGCUACAAGCUCUGGUACUGUAAGAAUAGAGAAGACACUUAUAGCAAAGAGCCUGUCUGUAUCUUACCAAGAAGCAAGAGAAGGGUUUUGAUAUCCAACUUGCUUCCAUGUACGGAGUACUGCUUUAGGAUCGUGUCCUACACAGAAGCAGGUGUUUUGGGACACUCCGAGGCCAAGUGUUUCACAAAUAGUGUUGAAGUAUUUAAUAGAACUUUGAAGGGGAAUUUAGGUACUGGAGGAAGCAGCUUUAGUGCAACAACAGUGGUGGAGUCCGAUUCUGGUUUCAGAGUGCGUGACCUUGGCAAAUUAUUACAGCUAGCAUUGGCCCAACUACAGAAAGGCUGUUCAUCAGAUACAGAAAAGCUGUGUAAAGUUUGUGAUAUUAUUGACAAUAAUAAGGCAAGCAUACAAAAACACAAAAGAAAACUUUCUGCUUCGAGGCAGCUUGACUUAAAUGUUGCUUCAGUUCCUGAUUUGAAUGAAGAGUUUACCCCUCCUGUUAACUCAUCUAGAGAACAAGAGGUAGAAGACAUCGGGAGUGAUGAUGAUGUUGCCAGGUCAGAUAGGAGUGAUGACUUCCAGGAUUGGAACAAGAAGAAGAGGGGUAGCACCAGCAAUGGUGGUGAAACACAUGACUCCGAUAGCACCUUGAUAAAUGAUGGAUCACCGAUACAAGCUCGUAAUGCUUCUUCCAGGUGCUUUGAUGAGAACUUUGAGUACGGUGUGAAGAUUAUACGGUGGCUGGAGUGCGAGGGUUACAUUGCAAAGGACUUCAGGUUAAAGCUGCUCACUUGGUUUAGUUUGAGGUCAACCGAGCAGGAACGUAGAGUCGUUAUUACCUUCAUUCAAACUCUAAUUGAUGAUCCAAGUAGCUUAGCUGGACAGUUGAUUGAUUCUUUUUCAGAAAUGGCAUCAAACAAGAGGCCCCGAAACAACUUUUGCAGUAGGCUCUGGCAUUAAAACCCUUGUCCAGUUUGCUUUUAACAUUGUUUCUGUCAAAAUCGUUACGCUGCAGCAAAUCUUGCCAAUUCACCAUUCUGCACAGGACAUUUUUUUGUGUGUGAAGUGAUUCAUGUGUUAUUAGGAGAGACAAGCCUAUUUCUGUGUGUGUAGCUAGCUAUCUAUAAAGUAUUUGGUGGGGUGGGGUACUUGAGUAGGAAGAUCAAGUUUCUCCCCUCAGAGGCUCAGACAAGGAGAUAAUUUGUUUAGAUUCAAGAAAGCUUAAAUUUGUAGCCUUGUA
Molecule: messenger RNA, 2810 nt
Organism: Cuscuta europaea
Lineage: Eukaryota; Viridiplantae; Streptophyta; Magnoliopsida; Solanales; Convolvulaceae
Source: the annotation of a GenBank genome assembly